This is a messenger RNA of Symbiodinium necroappetens, 510 nucleotides long. The record is from the annotation of a GenBank genome assembly. NCBI's taxonomy places the organism in Eukaryota, Dinophyceae, Suessiales, Symbiodiniaceae.
AUGUCUUGCUUGGAUGCACCCUCCGGAAGCUGUUGCAGCUUUGACAUCAGGAUGCUCCCGUGCCUGGAUGAGCUUGCCCGCGAUCUAGGCCGGCCCGAGCCGAGCAAGCAGAAGCAGAGCUCAAAGGGCUCGGAGACCAACAAGUCAGCCGGGUCGAAGCAGACCUGGUGCAAGUGGCACGGACAAUGGUGGUAUUGGGCUGGGGGCUGGAACAAGUGGGUGGGUGGCGUUCUUGCCCGAGACGGUGACGAGCGGCCGUUUGCUGGGGAUGUCUCGAACAGCAUCUACUUUCGCUUCAAGCUGGGCUCAACGCUGCUGUCAGGAAGCCUCCUAGCUGCUUUGACGGUCCAGCUGCCAGCAGGCUACAUUGUCAGAAGUGCCAAUGUCGCGCCCAGCGACUUGCUGACGCUCUCCUCACGCCGUCUGUCGGGGACGUGUACCUUCACCAUGGAUAGCCAUGCCGCUAUCUACAGUGGCUACCUGGUGGUGCCUUGCUCAGGUAUGCUGUAA